AUGACGCUCUCACCGCUGACGCCAGUGGACUCCAAGCUCAACCACUGGCGCCACGAGCAUGCGAAAGAACAGAAGCAGGGUUUGGAUGAUGACGAUGCGGAGGAGAAGCAGCAGCACCAGCGCCAGUGCCAGCGGAGCCCAUUAAGCCCCGAAUCGUCUGUUAAGCGACGUCGCUUUGCUGAGGACUUGUGCAAGACAGAGAAGGCCUCACUUCUACCAACAUUUUAUUUAGGAGACCAUGACGUGUUUGAGGUGUCUGCGAAAUUAGAAAAUGAUUUCAUGGGCGCCGCUUUGCCGGGGGAGUGGAGCAGCAACAUAUGCUACGCCCCGUGCGACAUGCCAGACCGCCUUGCGGACGCCUCUGCAACGGCUAUGAUUAUGACCCGCUCCAGCAAGCUGCUGCGCGUGUCCGACAUGGGCGAAGUGACACAGGUCUUCAAGGAGCCUGCACCGCUGGUGCUGCCCGUGUCGGCCUCGCCUGACCAAUGCGCGGAGCAGCCCAAUACGCAGAAGGACCCUAAGACGCCAUGCACGCCGGUGGAGAACAUCAUCCCGUGCUCCUCGGCCCAGACGCCGCGGUGGACACCAGUACCGCAGACGCCGCAGAAAUCCGCGAGGCGCCCUCCGACGAGGCUUAUGACGCCCUCAACACACCGCCGCAUGUCGUCUGUGUGCGAAAUGAGUGUGGAGUCACGCGAGGCCCCUCUGGAUACCGCGCUGCCCACCAGCCACAGGGACCAUCUCCCGCCUAACAAGAACCCGUACUCGCCGUACCACAGCUACGCGGAGGAGUGGUGCGCCACGCUUCCGCUGGAGAUGGAGGAGGCGACGCUGGUUCACGCUGGCGAAAAUUUGCGGCGGCGCGGCAUUACUUCGCCAAUGUCCGCUACGAAAUCUGAGCCGCGUGUGCCUCAACGCCCCGAUUUGUGUGUUGUGAUGUACUCGCAAACCGUUCAAGCACCAGAGGUAUCAUCGCCACGGCUGUGCAUCUCGCCAUUCUCCCUCGGAGGUCAACGAGUAAAUGACACCCCCGGCACCUUCCACACCGAGAUGUGUCAUGGAGCCGAAGUUAACUCCACCAUUGCUGUCGAACCGGAGUGCUCGCUGCUUGAGACGGCCCUAAGCGAGGUUGACGGGGAUGGAGGCAGCCCACCUCGAAUUUUAAUCAAUCCCUGUGAUGUUUCGGUCGAUGCAGAUGUGGCGAGCUGCUCAAGAUACACCGAUGCUAUUCUCCAACCAUUGCGAGAGGAGGAGAUGAGGAAUGAGGCAGCGCCGCUGUCGGCGUCACGAACCAUCUUAUCGUGGGAGGUGUCGCCACUGCCGCUGCGGAGUACGCGCAGUUUUCAUGAUUCGCACCGUCGCACAGAUGAGUAUGCCUUACCACAUCUCGCGUCGUCCAUCACGAGCAGCGUGCCAAUGUGGGGUUCCUCUGUUGGGCUAACCACAAAAAGAAACCCAACCGGUGGGCAGAUUGCUCCUUGUCACACUGUGGUGCCUACUACUGUCACUGAGGGGGAGAAUAUGCAUACGUCUCACUCAGCAAACUGUGUCAAACCGUUGCCUGAUCGGACAUGCUCCAGUAGUCCCUCACCAGUCUUUAUUUGGGCCAACAGCGACUACCCAACGUGUUUCGCGGAGGAUGAUACAGAAGCGGAGGGAGAGGGAGAGAACAGUGACGAGGAGGAGUGCGAGCCUGGCGAUCGAUUCCGCAGUCACCACCGCUAUCAGUUCCAGCACUGGCUUCCGUGGAAAAAUACGCAUGGCUUUCUUCCUAUUCACCUCGAUCGUAACGGCAUCGUGUGGCUAGCCACGCACCGUACAGAUGGUCUUCCGUACGCAGUGAAGGAGGUUCCACAGACACAAAAAGCUUCCUUGCAGACAGAACUACAGUGUUUAACACUUGGAAAUGCUCCUAUGUCGGCGCUGCAGCAACAGGCAGCGGAACACAUUACUCGAUAUUACACUGUGUCACCAUACUGCAUUGUCUCAAGUGACUCACGCGACGACGUGGCUUUUCUCUUGCAGACAGAGUACUUUCCGGGAGGAAAUGUAAUGGAAUGGGCACUCGACCCGCAAGGCCGUCGGGGUGCCAUGCACAACGUUCCAGAGGAGAGCUUCUGGUGCUGCGUCCUUCAACACGGCCUGCUGGCCUUAGAAGCCCUGCAUGCUGCCCGAAUUGUACACGGCAAUCCACUUCCAUUUAAUAUGUUCAUCUACGUCCCAGGGCAUUACAAGCUCGGCAGCUUCGGAAGCUCCGUGAAGUCACCGAGUGCGUACCCUACAGGAACCCCAAGUGCGUUGUUGCCGCCCAACGAGGACGGGAUGUCGUUAUUGACGCCGUAUGAAGUGGAUGUGUUUGUCUUUGCCUCCGGUAUGCUGCAGCUGCUUGGUCACUGCAUUGCGAAGCGUCGAGACUGUGCUAUGGCGAGUGACCCACAUUCAUUGAAUAUGGAAUGUCCCCGGGCUGAUUUAUUCACGACACGAGAUAACGACAUCUCCUUCGCUUCAUAUCGAGAAAGCCGUGCGAAAGGGUACCACAACCUAUCCGACCACCUGUGGGGUAUAUUUCAGGCCGCCCUCUGUGGAAAGACGCUGCGUGUUCUCUUGAAGAUGUUAGACACGCCGACGCGUUCGCUCUGGGCAGCGCGUGCCUUGUUGGAAACUGAGAAGCGUCGCCUACUUCAGCGCAAGAACAUGCUGCAGAAGGCGCUGCUAACACACAGCCACGGCAAGUCACGAGAGAAAGGUGCACCAGAGGAUGCUCAACACGACCGCGAUGAUUCUUCCGCGUCAACUCUGCGGGGAUCCCUCGGCAGUGCUGCCUCUUUGUGGUCGUCCGUGCGGCAGAAGUGCACAGCUGAAGCUGGGCCGCAGCAGAAACAGCAGCCGUUCAUGUCUCCAGUACUGCUGCCAAGGCCCUCCAGUGCCGCCUCGCGACGCUUAGCGCCUGACACCAAUCAUAGCGGUGUUCUGCUGGGCUCGCAAGGGGCGACCACAUCUGUGUGUGGGAAAGACGAUGUGGAUUGCGGCACCUCCCACCGUCCGUCGAGAACGAUGAGCUCAAUCAAUAAUAUGCCUCCACCACUUGUGUGGGAUUUAUCUGUUCACUCACCCUUGUCCACUUUUUGCACGGCGAAGAACUUGAACAGCUUAAAACAGGGUCCGGGUGGUUUUCGAUAUUUUCGUGAUGGGGAGGCCGAUUUUUUCUCCGUGGAGGGAACAACAUGCAGUGGAUUAUGUUCCCGUCCAAGGUCGAGAGUCGGAGCUGCUCCUCAGUCUGAUGGUAAACAACACCGGAUGGAGGAGAAUCUGUACUGGAAUGUACGACAGAUUAUGGCGGUGAUGGGCUGGCUAAACGAGUCGAAGGAAGGCGCUGUGCUUCAGGGAAAGCAGCUUCAUGCUGGGGAAUUACUUUCCACACCGCAGUGCAUCGUCAGACCCCUCACGUCAUGGGAGUAG
Trypanosoma grayi is the source of this 3459-nucleotide messenger RNA. RefSeq lists its product as hypothetical. Lineage: Eukaryota; Euglenozoa; Kinetoplastea; Trypanosomatida; Trypanosomatidae. Gene Ontology annotation, biological process: protein phosphorylation. The record is from RefSeq and is a predicted model, not a curated record. The coding region runs from base 1 to 3459 and encodes 1152 amino acids. The transcript has a single exon. Gene Ontology annotation, molecular function: ATP binding; protein kinase activity.